Spodoptera frugiperda (fall armyworm) is the source of this 5271-nucleotide messenger RNA. RefSeq lists its product as uncharacterized. Gene Ontology annotation, biological process: DNA integration. The coding region runs from base 1 to 5271 and encodes 1756 amino acids. The record is from RefSeq and is a predicted model, not a curated record. Lineage: Eukaryota; Metazoa; Arthropoda; Insecta; Lepidoptera; Noctuidae. Gene Ontology annotation, molecular function: nucleic acid binding. The transcript has a single exon.
AUGACGUCACCAACUCAAGAACAAUCCAAAUAUUUAUCUACGUUAGAAGAUGUGGCUAAUAUGAUACGGAAAGCGCAAAUUAACAUGAAAAAGUGUCCUAAACAGCGAUUGACAGCAGGUUAUGUUAAAGCGAGAAUAAAAGCCAUAGAAGAAGAUUGGGAUGUGUUCAAACAAACGCAUAGCAGCCUUAUGAAGUGUACACCACGAGAACAGCGGGGCAUAUUGCCUUACUUUCUUAAUGAAGAAUAUUUUACGUACGAAGAAAUGUACCUCUGUUUACAUGCGGAUUUAUCCGAUCUCCUAACCAAUUUGGAAGCACAACAGAGAUCAUUAGAAUCGUCCAACAUGUCUGCUUCAUCACACGAAGGUCAGCUACCGUUUGCUAAGCUACCGAGAAUACAGUUGCCUACCUUUACAGGCCGAUAUGAAGAAUGGCCUACGUAUAAGGAUAUAUUUACAGCGCUCGUACAUAACACUUCAAUUAGCGAUGUUCGUAAGUUGCAUUAUUUGAAGACUAGCGUUGCCGGAGAGGCUGAGACUUUAUUACGUCAUAUCCAAAUUACGGAAAGUAAUUAUGCAAUGGCAUGGGAACUACUUGAACGUCGUUUUGGUAACAAGAAAAUGAUUGUGUCGUCAGUUUUGAAGAAAUUUUGCUGCCAGAAAAAGAUAACCAAUCCGUCAGCUACACAAAUUAAAGCGUUGCUCGAUAAUUCCGUUGAAUGCAUCAAUAGUCUGAAUAACAUGAACAUAAACACCGCCACUUGGGACCCCAUUAUAGUGUUUCUAGUGGCGCAGAAAUUAGAUUCAGAUACGUUAAGAUGUUGGGAAGAGGAAGCUUACAAGGAGAACAGCGACGAGUUGUCUACGUGGGUGGCGUUGAAAAGGUUUCUCGAGUCUAAGUUUCGUACGCUCGAGUUAAUAGCACCUACCACUUCUACAGUAGCAAAAGAGAAGACACAAGGUCACAAGACGUAUCAUGUCGUAGCAAAGGACGCUGAGAACGCUAAGGGUGACUCUGCGUUCACCAAUAGUAGUUCAUCACCUAGUUGUGUGUAUUGCAAGGGUAACCAUUACAUUUAUAAUUGUAAAGAGUUCGCAAAACAAACUGUACUACAACGACGUGAUUUUGCGAAAACCAAAAACCUUUGCUUCAACUGCUUAGUCCCAAACCACACAGUCUUUAAAUGUAAACAAAAUAAGAAAUGCCGAGUCUGCGGAAGAAAACAUCACUCUCUCUUGCAUGAAGCAAAAGAAACAACACAAGAGAGUGACAAGGAAGAAAAUAACAAACAGGAAAGUAACAAACAAGAACAACCAACAGAACGGGUCACAAGCGCCCACUCCAAGGAUCAAUCUGGUCGACGAGUGUUAUUGGCAACAGCACUAGUCUCCAAGGAUCAAUCUGGUCGACGAGUGUUAUUGGCAACAGCACAAGUACAUGUUACAUCAAGCGACGGCGAAACACAUGUCUUGCGAGCAUUGAUCGACCAGGGCUCAGAGGCUUCACUUAUAUCUUCAAGAGUAGUCGAGCUCUUGAGAUUGAAGAAGACAACUAUCAAAGGUGUAGUCUCAGGUGUAGGAGAAGGAAACUUAGUUCCAUUAAAGCAUGUAGUGGACCUGUCAGUUACAUCGCGAUAUGAUAGAAUGAAUGUUAUUCAAGUAAAGGCAUAUGUCUUGAAAUCACUAUCUGCGAAAUUACCUUCAAAACAAAUCACGAUGGACUGGCCAGCCCUCCAAAACCUAUUAUUGGCUGACCCUACGUAUAACACACCGGGCAAGAUUGAUAUACUACUCGGUGCAGACGUCUUUUGCAAAAUCAUAGAAGAUGGUUUAGUAAGAUGUUCUGAUGGCAUAGUGGCUCAGAAAACUACUUUGGGGUGGAUACUUUCAGGUCAAAGCGAGGACAAAUCAAUUAGCGACGAACACAAAAUAACAACAUUACAUGUGACAAGUAUGGUAUCAGAAGACAAUGAUCUAUUGAAAAGUUUCUGGGAAAUUGAAACAGCUUUAUACAAGAAAAGACAACUAUUUACAAAGGAAGAAGAGAUGUGCGAAGAAAUUUACAAGAAGACAACUAAAAGAAUAAACGGUAAAUACACAGUGCACUUACCUUUGCGACAAGGAAUAGAAGAGACACUAAAAUUAUGUGGAGACACGAAACAACAAGCCGUUUAUAGAUUCAAACAACUGGAGAAGAAGUUUCAAAGGUCUCAGAGUUUUAAGUCAGAUUAUUCUAAGGUAAUUCAGGAGUAUAUUGAAAUGGGUCAUUUGAAAAGAUCUAAUUCUAAUGAUGACAACAAAUCAGUCUACCUCCCUCAUCAUGCGGUAAUACGCGAAGACAAGGACACAACAAAGGUUCGAGUAGUUUACGACGCGUCAGCAAAGGGUUCUAAUGGACAUUCUUUGAACGACACCAUGAUGAUCGGACCUGUAUUACAACCAGACUUACGAAGCUUAAUUAUAACAUGGCGAACACAUCGGAUAUGUGUUGUGGGAGACAUAAUCAAGAUGUACCGAAUGAUUGACAUGACACCAGAGCACACAAAUUUACAACGAAUAGUCUGGCGAAAUAAUCCAGAAGACCAACUAGAAAGCUACAACUUGAUGACCGUAACCUUCGGUACAGCUGCAGCCCCCUACCUAGCUGUACGAACGUUACUACAACUCGCCGAAGAUGAAGCACUUGAAUUUCCAAAUACAGCACCUGUAAUAAAGAAUUCGUUUUUUAUGGAUGAUUUGAUGACAGGAAAUGACACUGAAGAAAAGGUAAUGAAAAUGUGUGAGGAAAUAAAGGUGAUACUAAGUAGAGGGAAUUUUAAAAUGCAAAAGUGGUCUAGCAACUCAGAAAGGGUAUUAAAGGGAUUACAGGAAAGGAAUAAUGCAAAUAGUACUACGAAGGAUGGAAUAGAGAUAAAACUAGACAAAGUUUUAAAAAUUCUAGGAUUAACUUGGGAUAGGAAGGAUGACACGUUCAAAUUCACAAUUAACUUACCUGAAGCGCGAUGUCCCGUAACGAAGAGAGCUAUUCUAUCUGAUGUAGCAAGGCUAUUUGACCCAUUUGGAUGGCUAUCUCCUGUGAUUGUUGACGCUAAAGUUUUUAUACAAAAACUGUGGCUGUGCAACAUGGGAUGGGAUGACGAGCUGCCAUCACAGUUAAUAGACGAAUGGAUGACAUAUAGAAGGGAAUUAAUACAUCUGCAAAACAUCGCAAUACCACGCUGGUUUAAAACUACACCGAUUAAUUAUGAAAACAUUGAAUUGCAUGGUUUUGCAGAUGCAUCUAUGAAAGCAUAUGCUGCCGUAACUUACCUGAAGGUUAUUGAAGGGAACACAGUGCAUAUCACAAUCAUCGCGUCUCGUACCAAGGUUGCGCCGUUGAAGCAAUUAUCAAUUCCAAAACUGGAAUUAUGCGCCGCAGCAUUGUUAGCAGAAUUAAUUAAUGACCUGAAAGACCUAUUGAAAAUACCUAAAAACAAAAUCUUCGCGUGGACUGAUUCAAUGGUGGUUAUGUCUUGGUUGCAAUCUCAACCUAGUCGUUGGCGAACAUUUGUCGCAAACCGAGUAGCAGACAUAACAAGAAUUCUAGAUAAUGACCGAUGGAGAUUUGUUCAAUCCACCGAUAAUCCAGCCGAUAUCGCUACAAGAGGCGUGAAAGCAAGCGACCUGGCUUCCUUUGAUUUAUGGUGGUCUGGACCUGAAUGGUUAAAACACAAAAAUGUCGAUACACAUACCUAUGAAAUUCCACAAACUGAAUUAGAAUUGAAAGCAUCAUCGUUUCACACAAAUGUAGAAGACAAACCAAUCUGGGAAUAUUUUUCUUCAAUUUCUAGAAUGAAAAGAAUACUGGCUUACUGCCGAAGAUUUAGAAAACAAGAAGGAGAAACAAGAGAAAAAUAUUUAACAGUAAAUGAGCUAGACAAGGUAUUGGAAUUAUGUAUAAAAUAUUAUCAAGGCUUAGUUUAUCAGAAGGAUAUUGAAGAUUUACAGACUGAUGGAAACGUAAAGAAAAGGAGUUCUCUUAUCUCACUUGCUCCGUUUUUGGAUAAAAACGGUAUUAUAAGAGUGGGAGGAAGGUUAGAAAACGCCGAGAUAGCUGAUAUUACAAAACACCCGAUUGUAAUACCAUGUAACCAGCAUCUAACUAAGUUAAUAGUCCAAGAAGCUCACCUUAGAACACUACAUGGAGGGAUACAAGCGAUGAUGGCUUAUGUGAGAACGAGAUACUGGGUGAUAGGUUUGAAGUCUGUGGUCAGGAAAUGUAUUCACAACUGUAAGACGUGCAUUUUGGAUAAAGCGAAGGUGAAAUUUCAAUUCAUGGGACAACUGCCAGCUGUUAGAGUCAAUCAAUAUCGGCCAUUUAUGAAUAGUGGAGUUGAUUACGCUGGACCAGUUUUAAUGAGAACCUCGAAGGGUCGCGGACACCACGCCACAAAGGGCUAUAUUUGUUUGUUUGUGUGCAUGGCCACUCGCGCAAUCCAUUUAGAAGCUGUCACAGACCUAACAACACAAGCCUUUAUAGCCGCAUUUAGGAGAUUUGUUGCGCGCCGAGGUCAUUGCUCGAACUUGUGGAGCGACAACGGCACAAAUUUCGUUGGCGCUGCGAAGGAAUUGAAAGAAAUGUUCCGGAAGGGCAAGAAUAAUAUCGCGAAAGAAGCGGCUGAACUUCUAGCUAAUGAUAACACAACAUGGCACUUUAUACCACCAAGGAUGCCCACAUGUGGAGGGCUAUGGGAAGCGGGAGUUCAGUCUGCUAAAAGACACCUCUUUAGGAUAAACAAGGACAUGAAGCUAACCUAUGAAGAAAUUUCUACGCUCUUAGCACAAAUCGAGGCAUGUCUCAAUUCGCGCCCUCUUUAUCAAAUGGACAACACUAUAAUGCCACUUACUCCAGGGCAUUUUUUAGUUGGUGAGCCCUUGAUUUCGGUUCCUGAUACAAAUUAUGAAUGCCAACCUGUCAGUCUUUUGACUAGGUGGCAAGUUAUACAGAAAAUGACUCAAGAUUUCUGGCAUCGAUGGCGUUCAGAGUAUCUUAACACACUCCAACAAAGAUACAAGUGGCAAGUGAAGGUUCCGGAGCCUGCUAUUGGAGAUGUCGUUAUCAUUAAAGAGGAUAACUUGCCGCCUACGAAAUGGUUGUUGGGACGAGUGAAACAAAUACAUCCUGGAAAGGACAAUCUCGUAAGAGUAGUAACAGUUCAGACAGCAGGCAACAACGAGUUGAAAAGGCCUCUAUACAAAUUGAUACCGCUUCCUAAAGAACCUAAAGUUUAG